Molecule: messenger RNA, 506 nt
Organism: Populus nigra (black poplar)
Lineage: Eukaryota; Viridiplantae; Streptophyta; Magnoliopsida; Malpighiales; Salicaceae
Product: histone H4
Exons: 1
Coding region: 64-375 (103 amino acids)
Biological process (GO): nucleosome assembly
Cellular component (GO): nucleosome
Molecular function (GO): DNA binding; protein heterodimerization activity; structural constituent of chromatin
Source: RefSeq, a predicted model, not a curated record
UACAGUCUCGCAAAAUAAAAAAAUAAAAGGAAAAAUCAAACCGAGGGAAUUCUUUGAGAGAAAAUGUCAGGGAGAGGAAAGGGAGGGAAGGGAUUGGGAAAGGGAGGAGCCAAGAGGCAUCGGAAGGUUCUUCGUGAUAACAUUCAGGGCAUCACCAAGCCUGCCAUACGUCGUCUAGCUAGACGUGGUGGAGUCAAGCGUAUCAGUGGUCUUAUCUACGAGGAGACCAGGGGCGUUCUCAAGAUCUUCCUGGAGAAUGUGAUUCGUGAUGCCGUGACAUACACCGAGCACGCUCGCCGCAAGACUGUGACUGCUAUGGAUGUUGUGUAUGCUUUGAAGAGGCAGGGCCGCACACUAUACGGGUUCGGUGGUUAAAGGGAUAUUUGUUUUGUUGGUAGUGUAGAGUGGGUUAGGGUUAUCUUGUUUCAAAAUUUAUUAAGUUCAAAGUUGGAGUAAUCUAUGAAAUUCAGUGUUUAGAAUAAAUGAAUAUUUUACAAGUUUGCGAA